AUGUUUGGCCGCAAGAAGAAGACGGAGGAAGGCGAGGGUGCCGCCCGCUCAGGCUCCGACCGCACCCUCACCAACGAGAACGAACCCUCCAAGGCCCAGAUCAAGCGAGCGACGCGCACCCGACUCUGCUGGGCCCUCCUCACCUCCCUCUUCCUCCUCAUCUCCGUCGUCUUCCUCAUCCUCGUCGAAGUCGGUGACACCAGAGUCGGCAAGAUCCGCAGUGCCAUCUACUUCAUCAAGCUCGACCUUUCCGACAUCAUCCCGGUCUCCGUCCCCAAUGCCGUCCUCAUCAACAGCAUCGCCCAGUCCCUCGGGCUGCACGACUUCUACACCGUCGGUCUGUGGAACUACUGCGAGGGAUACGAUGGACAAGGAACUACCGCUUGCUCUCCCACGCAGACGCUUUACUGGUUUAACCCGAUCGAGAUCAUUCAGAGUGAAUUGCUCGCAGGCGCAACCAGUAUGUUCCCACUCCAAGCGUCGCACAAGCUUCGCCCAAGCUUCUGAUGACAAGCCAAAGCCUCCAGCAUCAGGCUUGCAAGAUCUCAACAACCACGAAUGCUGACAUGAACUCUCUUCCCUCCCCCCAGUUGCCUUACCCGCCGAACUCAACAACAUCCUGGACCUCAUCCGCCUCGUGUCACACUGGAUGUUCGGCCUCUUCCUCGCGGCCGCCUGCGUCAACUUCCUCCUCAUCUUCAUCGUCCCCUUGUCCAUCUACUCCCGCUGGGCCACCUUCCCCAUCGCCAUCUUCACCUUUCUCGGCGCCCUCUUCGUGACGGUUGCCGCCGUCAUCGCGACCGUCAUGUUCAUCAUCAUGAAGGACGCCAUCACCUCGGCCACGCAACUGAACAUCGGCGCCGAGCUCGGCGUCGAGAUGUUUGCCUUCAUGUGGAUCGCUGCCAGCUCCGCGAUCCUGGCGUGGCUGAUUCAGAUGGGCAUGUGCUGUUGCUGUGCGAGCAGGAGAGACGUCCGGACGGGCCGGAAGAGGGGGAGCAAGAGAGCCUGGGGCACGGAGACGCCCGGUGUGAGUGAGAAGCCGGCGAAGAAGAAGAAGGGCCUCCCAGCCUUUGGCCGGACGAAGAGGGAGAAAUAG
Lecanosticta acicola is the source of this 1096-nucleotide messenger RNA. NCBI's taxonomy places the organism in Eukaryota, Fungi, Ascomycota, Dothideomycetes, Mycosphaerellales, Mycosphaerellaceae. The record is from the annotation of a GenBank genome assembly.